UAAAAACUGAUAAUUCACCUUUCUUCCCCACGAAUACAAUAAGGCAGAUUCUAUAUUUAUAUUUUUUUUCUCUGUACAAUUUACCAAACAUGUUGUCUGGUGUUUACCACAAAUGUAUUAAUCCCUUAUUUACACAGUCUUUUCACAAGAAAUAUCAUAAUUACACUUAUUUUCAACUAAGAAAUAACACUAAUUGCUCAGCUCGAUUAUGUACUACACUCCUCAAAUCAUCUGAUCACAAAAAUCCUAAAACCUUAUCCCAAAAUUCGAUUCAUAAUUCAAAUUCCGAUUCCAGGAAAAGUCGGGUCAACAGUCCGGACCCUGACCCGGGAACCGAACCGGAUCUUCCAUCGUCCCCAGUCACUUCCCUGCUGGAAGUGCUGAAUUUUGAUGGAGUUGGAUGGGAUAUUGUGUCUAUUGCGUUGCCCGCGGCGUUAGCUCUUGCUUCUGAUCCCAUUACUUCACUUGUUGAUACUGCAUUUGUUGGACAUUUAGGAUCAGUUGAAUUGGCAGCAGUAGGUAUUUCGGUAUCAGUUUUUAACCUCAUCUCGAAAUUGUUCAAUGUUCCUUUGCUCAACGUCACAACUUCUUUCGUUGCUGAAGAGCAGGCAUUAAUUGCUAAAGAUAGCUCACCUGAUUCACAAAGCAAGAUACUACUUCCUUCAGUUUCAACUUCUUUACUACUUGCGCUCGGCCUUGGCAUUGCAGAAGCUGUUGGGCUUUUUGUUGGCUCGGGUUUCCUGUUGAAUACCAUGGGUAUAUCUGUUGAUUCACCAAUGCGAGAACCAGCUGAGCAAUUCCUUAUGAUGAGGGCCUUUGGAGCUCCACCAGUCGUUAUAGCACUUGCUGCCCAAGGAACAUUUCGUGGAUUUAAGGACACAAAAACUCCUUUAUAUGCUGUUGGAGCUGGUAACUUGCUAAAUGCAUUAUUGUCUCCAAUUUUGAUAUUCACCUUUGGUUUUGGCAUUAGUGGUGCUGCAAUUGCUGGUGUGAUUUCUGAAUACUUGACUGCUUCUAUCCUUCUGUGGAAGUUAAACGGGAAAGUUCUUCUUAUUGCUCCAGACAUUAAAGUGGGAAGAUUUUCUCAGUAUCUUAAAUCUGGUGCCCUUCUAAUAGGGAGGACUUUAGCACUUCUAAUUACCACUACGCUAUCAACGGCUCUGGCAGCACGAGAGGGCCCUGUGCCUAUGGCUGGUCAUCAGAUAUGUGUUGAAGUUUGGCUAGCUGUAUCUUUGCUAACUGAUGCCUUGGCACUUGCCGGGCAGGCUCUCCUUGCCGGUGGAGUUUCUCAAGGUAAUUAUGGCCAAGCACGCGAAGUGGUUUAUAAAGUUUUACAGAUCGGUGCAUUGACAGGAGCUGCCUUGGGUUUUAUCUUGUUCGUUGGUUUUGGAGCGCUCUCCACCUUAUUCAGCACGGACUCUGAAGUUUUGGAAAUUGCCAGAUCUGGUACUCUGUUUGUUGCUGGAUCUCAGCCAAUAAAUGCCAUUGCCUUCGUUCUUGAUGGGCUCUAUUAUGGUGUUUCAGACUUUGAAUUUGCUGCGUAUUCUAUGUUUAUGAUUGGAAUAGUCUCCUCAAUCUUCUUACUUGUGGCUGCACCAUUGUUCGGUCUUCCUGGCGUCUGGGCUGGCCUCUUUCUCUUCGUUGCCUUGCGUGUUGUAGCUGGACUUUGGAGGUUACAAAAAAGAGAUGGACCAUGGAAAUUUCUUCGAUCGGAUAUGGAACAGGAUAGUGUCUGACUUUCAAUGAGCAAGUGAUUGAUUGAUUCUCUAUAAUGCUCGGCAAGCUCUAUAAGGCUUAUGCCAAGGAUGGCGCGAAUUUCUGAUCAUACCUUAUCAGGCAUUUGCAGAUCUUGGAAAAAUUGAACUCUUGAUAUCUCGAAAGGUAAUUCUACUGUACAGGUAUGUCAAUUACAUCAAUCUCUUUGGUCGGUCUCUAAUGAGGGACUGACGAUUUAUCUUCGAGAUUGCUAUUGUGGAGGCAUGAAGAACAACCAUCUUUUUAAAGGAUUCAUGAUCAAGCUACAUCAUCUCAAUGACCACUAGCUAAAUUCUAACUUGGGAAUCUUUUUCGCCUUUUUGCUCGAGUUCGUGAAGUAAUUCAAAACAGAGAGAGAGAGAGAGAGAGUUCGACCAAGUGAUCUUUGUAAAGUUGAACAGCUUUUUUGACAAAUACAAUUGUAUGCUAAUGUAAAAGUCUCAUUCUUCAUGUACUCUAUUUCUGGAUAAGUCCAUUGUCCUUCUUGCUCUG
Molecule: messenger RNA, 2247 nt
Organism: Solanum dulcamara
Lineage: Eukaryota; Viridiplantae; Streptophyta; Magnoliopsida; Solanales; Solanaceae
Product: protein DETOXIFICATION 44, chloroplastic
Exons: 13
Coding region: 90-1736 (548 amino acids)
Biological process (GO): transmembrane transport
Cellular component (GO): membrane
Molecular function (GO): xenobiotic transmembrane transporter activity; antiporter activity
Source: RefSeq, a predicted model, not a curated record